This is a messenger RNA of Engraulis encrasicolus (European anchovy), 5368 nucleotides long. It is a transcript of the gene trappc10, whose product is annotated as trafficking protein particle complex subunit 10. Gene Ontology annotation, cellular component: TRAPPII protein complex. The transcript is spliced from 23 exons. Lineage: Eukaryota; Metazoa; Chordata; Actinopteri; Clupeiformes; Engraulidae. Gene Ontology annotation, biological process: intra-Golgi vesicle-mediated transport; early endosome to Golgi transport. The record is from RefSeq and is a predicted model, not a curated record. The coding region runs from base 178 to 4221 and encodes 1347 amino acids.
UUUACGACUUCCUGUCACUUCAAGCAUACAGGAAGUCGUCAGCGUGUCAGCGAACCAAGGAAAUGGAGAGGAACAGGGCCUUACCGAUACAGUAACAGGCAACACAUUUAUGUAUAUUAAACGUUAUGAUGUUAAUUGACGUUUACAUGGUGGACUAAAGUAGAUUUUCGGAACCCAAUGGAGCCCCAUGAGGAAAAGCCUAUAAUCUAUACCAUGGAAAACAAGCCGAUUGUGACAUGUGCUGGGGACCAGACCCUGUUCGCGGCCCUGUACAGCGCACUGGCACAGCAGCUUCCUCGCGAGCCCAUGGAAUGGAGGAGGUCUUAUGGGAGAGCGCCAAAAAUGAUCCACUUGGAAGCAAACUUUGUCCAGUUCAAAGAAGACCUGCUCCCCAAAGAGGGGAACAAAGCUCUCCUCACCUUCCCCUUUCUUCACAUUUACUGGACAGACUGCUGUGACACGGAGGUGUACAAGGCAUCGGUGAAGGAGGACAUGCUGCGCUGGCAGACGACACUGAAGCACCACGGCUCUCAGGACUGGCUGAUCGUGGUGGUGGAGAGCGAGGCCAAGAAGAAGAACAAGACCAACCUGCUGCCGCGCACCUCCAUCAUGGACAAGAUACGCAACGACUUCUGCAACAAGCAGAGCGACCGGUGUGUGUCCUUGGCCGACCCGCUGAAGGAGUCGUCUCGCUCCCAGGAGUCGUGGAGCUCCUUCCUGACCAAGCUGCGCACGCUGCUCCUCAUGUCCUUCACUAAGAACCUGGGCCGCUUCGAGGACGACAUGCGAACCAUGAGGGAGAAGCGCACGGAGCCUGGAUGGAGCUUCUGUGACUACUUCAUGGUGCAGGAGGAACUGGCCUUCGUGUUUGAAAUGCUUCAGCAGUAUGAAGAUGCGUUGGUGCAGUACGAUGAACUGGAUGCUCUCUUCACCCAGUAUGUGCUCAACUUCGGCGCUGGAGAUGGGGCCAACUGGCUGGGCUCCUUCUGCCAGCCGGUGCGCAGCUGGAACGGGCUGGUGCUGCGGCGUCCCAUCGACAUGGAGAAGCGGGAGCUGAUCCAGCGCGGCGAGGCCAGCCUGCUGGACCUGCGCAGCUACCUCUUCUCCCGCCAGUGCACGCUGCUCAUCUUCCUCCUCAGGCCCUGGGAGGUCACGCAGAGGGCCCUGGAGCUGCUGCACAACUGCGUCCAGGAGCUACGCCUACUGGAGGUGUCUGUGCUGCAGGGGGCGCUAGACUGCUGGGUGUUCCUGAGCUGCCUGGAGGUGCUGCAUCGCAUCGAGGGAUGCUGCGACCGCACACAGCUGGAGGCCAACUGCUCACACACCGUGGGCCUCUGGACCUACGCCACGGAGAAGCUGAAGAGCCUGGGUGACCUCUGUGGUCUGGUGUCCAAGAACGGGCCCAACUCUGAGGACUUGAACCGGACCGUGGACCUCCUGGCUGGUCUUGGUGCUGAGAGACCAGAGACUGUCAACAGCCCACAGAGCCCGUACAAAAAGCUGAAGGAGGCCUUGUCGUCAGUGGAGGCUUUUGAGAAGCAUUACCUGGAGCUGUCUCAUGCUGCUAUGGAGAUGUACACGGCCAUCAGUCGCAUGCGCUCGGCCCGCCUGGUGGGGAAGAGCCUCGCCGAGUUCUACAUGAGGAAGGGGGAUCCCCAGAGUGCGGAGGGGUUCCUGCAGGACUCCCUGAAGUCCUACGUGGCCGAGGGCUGGUCCCUGCAGGUCACACACACGCGGCGACAGGUGGCCGAGUGCCAGAAGCUGCUGGGACAGACCGAGGACUAUCUCCAGACGAGUGCCCUGCUGGCGAGCGAUGCCAACCUGACCGAAGAGGAGCGGAAACACUUCUGCCAGGAGAUCCUCAGCUAUGCCAACCAGGCCAGCCAAGCCCAGGACCCCAAGGUGUCCCUGAGCAUGGUGGCGUUUGCCCAGCUGCGCGAGCUGCGCUUCCAGCCGGCCUGCCCCACGGUGCACGUUGGCGCCGCCCUGCAGCUGGAGCUGCGCCUCUGCAGCCUGAUGCCCGUGGCCGUGCGGCUGGAGCAGCUGGCUGUCAGCCUGCACUUUAGCGUGGAGCAGCCGGGCGGCCACAGGGGGGCGCCCACGCCCUCCUCGUCUGCCCACACCACGCCACAGAGACGCAACCCAGCCCAGAGCAGUGGCAGCACUAGUGGUGGUGGUGUUGGGACUUUACCCAGCGGGGUUUCCCCGGACGGGACUGUUGUGUUCCCGGCUGUGAGCCCUGCAGGAGGGGGACCCCUAGGACCGGGCAGUGGGGGUUUGGGGACCCCGGGUGGGUUGUCUGGAGCCGGAGGUCCGCCCACCACCUUGGAGCUGUACGAGAUCCAGGACCGCAGCCCGUCGGACAACACACUCAACACCACCGGCGUGGUGUGUAAGAAUGUUCACCUGCUGCUGCGGCGUCGGGACAGCGCCACCUCGCUGGACACUCCGAGUACUGCUGCUGCUGUUGUUGGGGGUAGUGGUGGUGGUGGUGGUGGAGGUGGAGGUGGAGGAGGUGGUGGUGGUGGUACGGGAGGCUCCACGGGGUCAGGGGGUACCACUGCCUCGGUUGCCAUGGAGGACAACACCCAGAUGCUGAAGACUCAGGAUGUCACGCUGUUGCCGGGCAACAACAGCAUCCCCUUCACAGCUCCGAGCCAGAAGGCCGGCACGUACACGCUGCGGCAGCUGAGUGCGACGGUGGGCCGUCUGCAGUUCGUGCUGCCCCACAUCUACCCCACAGUUCACUACGACGUCUACUCCCAGGAGCCUCAGCUCACUAUCGAACCGCUAACAGACAACCUGUUGGCCGGGCUCCCUCAGAAGGUGAAGUUCACCAUAGUAACGGGACACUACGCGGUGAAGAAGGGGGAUGCCUUGCAGCUUAGCAACACCGACUCCAUGCCCAUACUGCACAGCAACUCCUGCACGGCCAGAAUUGCCUCCAGCACAGGGGAGCUGGUCGGAGAGAGUGCUCUGUCCAUCCAUUCGAGUGAGAAGGUGACGAGUAUCUCCCUGCCCCCCACGCCGCCCUACCACACGCUUGAGUUCCAGCUGGACGUUCUGUGCCACAUCCCCGCCUCCCCCUCCCGGCCCGACACCGAGCGCCUCACCAACGGCGAGGUCCGCCACCGGCCCAAGAGCCGCACGCGCUACAACAGCGGAGUGGCCGUCGUCGACCAGAAGGUGUCUAUAGACUGCCCCUGGUCUAUAUACUCCACUCUCAUCUCCCUCACCUUCCACAUCCCCUUCAAAGCGAAACACUCCCUACUGUCAGCCGGGAAGAGGAAGUACAUUCAGGUGUGUCUGCAGAAUGUGACCGACUCCAGCUUCCGACUGAUGGAGCCCACUGUCACACAGCGGCAACAGAACUCAUCACUGGAGCUCCAUUCACUCAAUAACAAGGCCCAGCAACUGGUGUACAGUAAGCAGAGCGCGUUCCUGCUGUGGGAGGCCAAGUGGGUGUCGGAGCCGCCCGCCUGUCUCCAGUUCAGCUUCUCCGCCAGUUUCGCCCCCGCCGAGCCGGCAGACGCAGAGUUCAAGCCCUACUGCUACGACUUCCAGCUGGAGAGGGUGUCUACUCUAUACUGCUUGAGGGCGGAGAUCCGGCCGGCGGAUGGCGAGCAGCAGUGUCGCAUGGGGACCCUCUGUGGCCUCGAGGUGUCCAUCACGCGCCUGACCGAGCCCAGCGAGGCCGAACGCGACGAGGAGGAACAGACCACGGAGAUCGAAGGACUGCGCACCACCAAGCUCAUGUAUGAGGUGGUGGACAACAGCAGCAACUGGGCGGUGUGCGGUAAGAGCUCGGGCGUGGUGUCGAUGCCCGUGGCGGCCAGUGCCACUCACCGGGUGCAGAUGGAGGUGAUGCCCCUCUUCGCCGGGCACCUGCCCUUCCCCAGCGUCAAGCUGCUCAAGUACCUGCCACACAACGCCACCCCUGCCAUCCAGCCAGACACAGUAGACAGCUGCCUGGAGAACGACAACCUAUCGCUGCUGGACAAGGGCCUGGAGGACGGGGCGGACACGGCCAGCCUGCGCAGCCGAGGCAGCAUCCACUCGCUGGGCAGCGGGGACCAGCCGCAGCCCCCGGCCUCGCGCGGCCUUCCCAUGCCCCGCCUGGAGCCCUUUGGCCCCGGACAGGUGUUCAACAGCAGCCAGGGCAGCCAGGUGCUGGUGCUGCCAGCCACCGAUGAUCACAUCCUGGAGGUCAACGCCACAUGACCCCCAUAACCUUCACCUUGACCCCUGUACUGCUCCAGAGCUUUUGCCCCAGCCCCAACACCCGCCUACCCACAAUGCCCCAUGGUCCAGACAGGUGCUGGUGCUGCUGGCCACCGACAACCACAUCCUGGAGGUCAACGCCACAUGACCCCAAUGACCUUGACCUUGACUUCUUCAAACUGUUCCAGACCUUUGACCCCAGCCCCAACACCCAGCCCACCCAAUGCCCAUGGUCCAUGUUCUUUCUGUCUUUCUACAGCCCCUGUUCUGGAUCUCUCUAACUUUCUCCCGCCACCACAGCUCUACAACUUCCCAACUCCCCUCCCUACCUCCCCUGUUUCUUCCCCGGAGGACUAUGUGUUCCACACUAUAGACGUGUGCAUUAAUGUCUAUGUUCCAUGCCUCCUAUCCAUUGGCGGAACAAUUGCACAUAGGGCCCUAGAGCAAGACACUAAUGGGGCCCUCCAUGUGGCCUACCAUGGUUACAAUCUGGCCCCCCACCACCAAUACAGGAGGACCCUGGGCCCAGGGGCAAAUGCCCUGCUUGCCUCCCGUAUAUCUCCGCCCCUGCUCCUAUCCUCUGUUCCUGUUUAUGGGAAUUACUGAUGAGGGGAUGGAGGUCAAAGGUCGUGUACCCUGCACUUCCCAUGUCUCACUCACUUCCCCUGCUCUGUGUUCCAUAGGACUGGCAGGUUGGGUUGGUGGUCAUAUCCUGCCCCUCUCCCAGACUAAAAAAAAAAGACAUAAAAAGGACAAACCGAACAGAAAACGACAGAACACUGGUUUGAACAUUUGUUGUUGGGUCAGAACCUGAGAAUUUACCUAACUGUCUCUCUCUUCUAUUGAAGUCCUCUCACUGAGACAAACAUUUCAGAUUAAGCUCUUUAUCCUCUGUCUUGCUCUCUGGUGGACAAACUCUCUCUCGUCUUCAAUACUGAGCAUAGCAAAUGGAUUAAGUAUCUGAGAUGCUUGAAUCUACUGUUCUCUGCGAGCUAUGAAAUUCAUUUUCUCUUGGUUUGGUCCUGACUCACUGUUGCGUCCUGUAAUCCCACCAUCACCCUUCUGCUACAAAUGGGAACAGACACACACACACACACACACACACACACACACACACACACACACACACACACACACACACACACAC